This is a messenger RNA of Thermothelomyces thermophilus ATCC 42464, 2346 nucleotides long. RefSeq lists its product as uncharacterized. The transcript has 2 exons. Gene Ontology annotation, cellular component: nucleus. Gene Ontology annotation, biological process: double-strand break repair via nonhomologous end joining. The record is from RefSeq and is a predicted model, not a curated record. Bases 1 to 2346 code for a protein of 781 amino acids. NCBI's taxonomy places the organism in Eukaryota, Fungi, Ascomycota, Sordariomycetes, Sordariales, Chaetomiaceae. Gene Ontology annotation, molecular function: DNA-directed DNA polymerase activity; DNA binding.
AUGAAGUCGCCGUCGCUUGGUGAGAAGGUUGCAUUCUUUGAUCAGCUUGAAGCUCUCGACUAUGUGAGCGAUGGGAACGAUGAGAUGGAUGAAAAAGAACGAGACCACCGGGAUAAGUGCCGCGCCUUCUUCGGCUCGCGAAAGAAGGCUGGAGCAGCAGCGAAGCGAAUGCCUCCGACAUAUCGACGUCGGACGGCCUCAAUGCCUACUCCAGCUGCAACAACGCCGGCCGGUCGGAUUAUUGAAGCUACCCCGGCCGCUCGAAGACCUGGUAUCAGAAAUGCCCCCGCGGUCGAGCCGCUUCCCGCAGAGACAACAUCGGUGGUUAAAGAGACACCGGUCCCAGACACUGCUCGUCCUCCACUGCCUGCAACUCUUAGGAGGAGUACAACUCUUCCGACGCCUUCUUCACCGGCAGUUGACCAAUCCCCUUCGGCAAGUACAGCGCUGCGGAAGCGGAAACGACAGCCAUCAACGAAGUCGGUGCCCGAAGCGGCCCAGAUCUUCCAGGGUCUCACUUUCUUCUACGUCCCAAACAACGACAUUGCCCCUGCACGGAAGUUACGCAUCGGAAAGGCACAGGAGCAUGGGGCUCAAUGGGUCCGCAACUUGGCCAACGCGAGUCACGUUGUUGUGGACAAGCACUUGGAAUACAAGGACAUUGAAGGUUUACUUGGCUCUGACGCUCGGGGUUCCCUGGUCAUUGUCAACGAGGAGUAUCCCAUUGAUUGCAUCUCUUUCCGCACGCUUCUCAAUCCAGACCAGAGCCGCUACAGGGUCACGGGCUUCCCUGGGGUGAAGCACAAGAUCGAUUCUGACCAGGCCGUGCCCGAAACUUCUCAGAGUCCUCAUCAUUCAUUGCAGGUCAAAGCACCUCGAGAAUCAAUCAGGCAAAGCUCUAGGCACUCCUCGUCAGAUAUUGAACAACCGUCUCUUCCCGGACGCGCUCGAGAUACGCAGCCAGAUAUGGCGCACAAAAGUUCCUCUGCCAUCGCUGGUAGCACAUCCGAGGCUCACAUCCCCCAGGCCAGUCUCUCACAUCAUCAGAGCUGCAACCCCACGCGCAAGGCUCCUUCUCCGCCUCCCCCAGGGACAACCAGUACCAAGGACGAGCUGUCGGAGUGUAUCGAACUCCUUCAGCAGUACAAAGAUCUUCCCUUAGACGCCGAGGAGGACGAUCUUCAGUCGGUCAAGGAUGCUGAGGAGGCAUCAGACUCCGAAAUCGAGGUGAGGUCAGCGGACGAACGAGCCCACAAAAGGACGGCCAGAGCCAGCCGUACCGCAACAAAGGAGAUACCCUUCGAGGAGCGCUUCGCCUGCAAUCGCGGGGGGACCAAAGACAGGUCCGCCGACGCCCGAAACCCCAACGCCCAUACCAUCGAGAUCCUCCAAAAGAUGUGCGACUACUACGCACGCGUCAACGACACCUGGCGGACUCUGGCCUACCGCAAAGCCAUCGCCACACUCCGGCGGCAACCCACGCGCAUCACGACGGAAGAUGAGGCCUUUCGUCUUCCAAACAUUGGCCGGCGCCUCGCCGCCAAGAUUGAAGAGAUCGCCUGUACCAACAGGCUGCGCCGACUCGAGUACGCCAACGACGAGCCCCUCGACCGCAUUCUCGAGCUCUUCCUCAACGUAUACGACGUCGGCCUCAGCCGCGCAAACAAGUGGAUCGCCCAGGGCUACCGGACACUCGACGACCUCCGCCUCAAGGCCGACCUGACCCCGAACCAGCGCAUCGGCGUCGACCACUACGACGACCUCAAUUCGCGGAUCCCCCGCGCCGAGGUCGCCGCCCUCUUCGCCUACGUCCGCCGCGAGGCAGCCCUGCUCGACCCGCGCGUCGAGCUGCUCGUCGGCGGCAGCUACCGGCGCGGCGCCGAGAGCUCGGGCGACGUCGACAUCAUCGUCACCCGCAAGGGGACCAGCUCGUCGGCCGAGCUGGUGCCGUUCCUGGAGGAGCUGAUCGCGGUGCUGACGCGCAAGGGGUUCCUGGUCGCGACGCUCGCCGCGCUGCAUGCGCAGCGCCCGGGAAAGGACGGGCCGGGGAGCAAAUGGCACGGUUGUUGCGUGUGGCGCCGGAUCGAUUUCCUGCUGGUUCCCGAGUCCGAAUACGGCGCGGCGCUCAUCUACUUCACCGGGAACGACAUCUUCAACCGUAGCAUGCGGUUGCUUGCGUCCAAGAAGGGCAUGAGGCUGAACCAGAGGGGGUUGUACAAGGAGGUGAUGCGCGGCAAGAACAGGGGGAAGGUAACCGAGGGCGAGUUGCUGGAGGGAAGGGACGAGAAGCGCAUCUUUGAGUUGCUGGGAGUGAAGUGGAGAGAGCCUUGGGAGCGGUGGUGCUGA